Messenger RNA from Heterostelium album PN500, 2265 nucleotides. RefSeq names its product cleavage and polyadenylation specificity factor FIP1 (gene fip1l1). The record is from RefSeq and is a predicted model, not a curated record. The transcript is spliced from 4 exons. Bases 1 to 2265 code for a protein of 754 amino acids. NCBI's taxonomy places the organism in Eukaryota, Evosea, Eumycetozoa, Acytosteliales, Acytosteliaceae.
AUGUUUGUAAAUUCAAAUAAUAAAAUAUUUGUAUCUAUCGCAAGUUAUAGAGAUAGUGGUGUCUGUUGGCAAUAUGAUAUGAAAGAUAAUGAAGAUGCAGACUGUUUUAAAGAAGAUUUAUCACAAUAUGAAAGUAAUAUCUCGUCGAUUAGGAUGGAUUAUAGGGAUGCAAAAGGACCUUGUUUGGCCAGAUACCUAUGUCAGACAUUAUAUAGAGGUGAAAGAUAUUAUCUACAGAUUGACAGCCAUAUGAGAUUCAUUAAAGAAUGGGAUGAAAUACUGAUCAAUCAACUCAAGCAGUGUCCGUCAAGCAAGCCAGUUCUCACAGCUUAUCCAAUGGGUUAUACUUUACCCAAUAAUCUUCCAAACUAUACAUAUCCAACGCUUUUGGUAGCUCGUAGUUUUGGUAGUCAAGACAAGAUGCUGCGAUUGGGUUCGAGAUUGGCUGCUAUUCCAAAGUUAAAGAGUCCAGUAGAGUCAUUGUUUUGGAUAGCUGGUUUUAGCUUUUCAUAUGGAAGCAUGAUCACAGAAGUACAUUAUGACCCACAUCUUUGUCAUCUAUUCUUUGGUGAGGAGAUGCUAAUGUCUGCAAGACUUUGGACAUCCGGUUAUGAUUUCUAUUCACCGACACAUGCAAUUCUGUUCCAUCUCUGGAAAAGAUCGCACAGACCAACAUUCACAGAGCUAUCAUUCGAAGAAGACAGGCAAAAGAGUCAUCAUCGUCUAAGAGAAAUCAUGGGAAUACCAUCGGAUAGCAAUGACAUUGGUCGACCUGAUAUCGAAAAGUACUCACUAGGCACACAGAGAUCUAUUGAUCAAUAUCAGGAGUAUUGUGGUGUAAACUUUUCGAGCCAAUCAAUAUCUGAAAAAGCAUUAAAAGGUGGUCAUAAUGAUAGUUUCUUUUUAAAUGAAAUCAUUGAAAUGGCAAUCAAAUCACAGCAAGACAUGACGGAUAUAGAUAAUAACAGUAAUACAUUUGAAUCGAAUGAUCAACAUGAAAAUCAAGAUCAAAUUGCACAGUUACAUGAUGAAACUGCUAUUGAAAUGAACGAUGAUCCAUCAGCAGAACAUGAUGCACAACAACAGAGCGAGAAUGAUGGUGAUGAUGAAAAUCGAGAUGACAAUGAAGAUGUUGGUAAUGGUGAGGAAGACGAAGACGAUGAUGAUGAUGAUGAUGAUGAUGAAGAAGACGAAGACGAUGAUGAUGUAAAUCUGGUUCUAGAUACAGAUAUCGUAGAAUCAGGAAGAACAGCAAGAUCGGCUAUCAAACCAGGUUACAUCAAGGGUGUCACAUCUAUCACACCAGGUUCAGGAGCCAAAUAUGAUGUUACCAAACAGACCAACACCAACUUUCAAACAAACAGACCACAAAAGAGUAUUUAUGAUGUGAGCUUGGACUCAUUCGACGAUAAACCUUGGAACAAACCAGGUGCAGACAUCACCGACUAUUUCAACUAUAAUUUUACAGAGGAUACAUGGAAGGCUUAUUGUGAGAGACAAAACCAAAUUAGAGCCGAGCAAAAUAAUCUCGGAAAGAUCAAAUCUUACGAAUCAAAGAAUCAAGAUAAUAAGAAUGAUAUACUACCACCAGAGUUUUUGAUGAUGACAGAUAACAAUAAUGGUGGAACCAACUCAAACAAUAACAAUAACAACAACAACAUAGCUAGUAACAGCAACAGAGAUAUGAUGGCCAAACGAGCACCCUUAAAAAGAGAGAAUGCACCCUGGCAACAUGACAACAUGAAUCAUGUUCCACCACAUAUAAUGAGACAACAAGGUGGCUAUAUCCCUCCGUAUGCUGGCGGUGUUCCACCAGAUUAUUCACGUGGUCCUGGCGGUUUUAGAGGUGCUGCCUACAAUGACAACCCCAACCAACCCGAUGACAGACGCAGAGAUAGAGACAGAGAGAGAGAUAGAGAUCAGAGAGAUACUGGUACCGUUGGAAGAGACAGAGGAGAUAGGGAAAGAGACAGAGGAGAUAGAGAAACCAGAGAUAGAGAUAGAGAUCCAAGGGAUAGAGACAGAGAUAGAGAUAGAGACAGAGAAACCAGAGAUAGAGAGAGAGACAGAGAAACCAGAGAUAGAGAUCAAAUUAGAGAGAGAGAUAGAGACGAUUACAAUAGAAGUGAUGAUAGGAAAAAAGAUGAUAGACGUAGGGGUAGCACAGAGAGGAGAUCUUCGAGAGAUACCUAUCAAUCUCGUGACACUGAUUAUAAAAGAAAAUUAGAAGAUCAAGAGGAUGAAAGAUCAAAGAGAAGGAGAUAA